UGUUAUGGUUCGGCACGCAGUUGAAUGCGGGAAUAUCGAGGCUGGCUGCGCUGCGCCCAGAACUUUGCUGUCUCUCGGGAGUCGGGACCAUGGAUGCCCCAAAACACGUGACGAACUUCGGCGCAGGGCCAGCUAAGUUGCCGCGUUCGGUAUUGUUAGAAGCCCAAAAAGAACUGGUGGAUUAUAAAGGCCUUGGCAUAAGUGUUCUUGAAAUGAGCCACAGAACUUCUGACUUCGCAAAAAUCAUCAGAAAAGCAGAAGACCUCUUGCGUGAACUCCUAAAUAUACCUGGCAACUACAAAGUGGUUUUCCUCCAAGGAGGUGGAUCUGGACAAUUUAGUGGUAUCCCACUUAAUCUUAUUGGAUUAAAAGAAGCAAGGAUUGCUGAUUAUGUGGUUACUGGGGGCUGGUCAGCUAAAGCUGCUAAGGAAGCAGAGAAAUAUGCCAAAGUGAAUCUUGCUCAUCCUAAACUUUCUAGUUACACAAAAGUCCCUGACCCAAGCACUUGGAACCUUAACCCAGAUGCCUCUUAUGUUUAUUACUGUGCAAACGAGACUGUUCAUGGUGUGGAGUUUGAUUUUGUACCUGAUGUUGGAAAGGCAGUCCUAGUUUGUGACAUGUCAUCAAACUUCCUUUCCAGGCCAGUGGAUGUUUCCAAGUUUGGUGUAAUUUUUGCUGGUGCCCAGAAGAAUAUAGGCUCUGCUGGAGUCACGGCAGUUAUAGUGCGGGAUGACUUACUUGGCUUUGCACUCAAAGAGUGCCCUAUAGUGUUAGACUACAAAGUACAGUCAGAAAAUGGCUCAUUAUACAACACUCCUCCAUGCUUCAGUAUCUACAUUAUGAGUUUGGUCCUGGAGUGGAUAAAAAACAAUGGAGGAGUUCAGGCUAUGGACAAACUUAGCCGAAUUAAAUCCCAAAUGAUUUAUGACAUUAUUGACAACUCAAAUGGAUUCUAUGUAUGUCCCGUAGACAGAAACAGCAGAAGCAGAAUGAAUGUUCCUUUCCGGAUUGGCAGUAUUAAGGGUGAUGAGGCCUUGGAAAAGAAAUUCUUUGAAGAAGCUGUAGAAAACAACAUGAUAUCCCUGAAAGGACAUAGGUCUGUGGGAGGAAUCCGUGCUUCUUUAUACAAUGCUGUGACUAUAGAAGAUGUUCAGAAGCUGUCAGUGCACAUGAAAAGCUUCAUGGAGAGGCAUUGGUCAUGAACUCAAGACCUGAUACUGUGCCACGCCCCUUGGAAAUCAAGUGCAAAGAACUGGAUAGUGGGAGUAGUAUGAAAGGCCAAAUAGCAACUAAACCUUUUCUGAUAAAAUAAUAAUCCCUGUAUGAUUAAUUCUUGGUCUUAAAAUAUCAGG
Heteronotia binoei (common prickly gecko) is the source of this 1352-nucleotide messenger RNA. RefSeq names its product phosphoserine aminotransferase 1 (gene PSAT1). Gene Ontology annotation, molecular function: pyridoxal phosphate binding; O-phospho-L-serine:2-oxoglutarate transaminase activity. Gene Ontology annotation, cellular component: cytoplasm. Gene Ontology annotation, biological process: L-serine biosynthetic process. The transcript has 9 exons. The coding region runs from base 90 to 1202 and encodes 370 amino acids. The record is from RefSeq and is a predicted model, not a curated record. Lineage: Eukaryota; Metazoa; Chordata; Lepidosauria; Squamata; Gekkonidae.